Cotesia congregata is the source of this 414-nucleotide messenger RNA. The record is from the annotation of a GenBank genome assembly. NCBI's taxonomy places the organism in Eukaryota, Metazoa, Arthropoda, Insecta, Hymenoptera, Braconidae.
AUGAAGAGCCGAAGAUGGCGGCAGCUUGCGGCGAUGGACCUAACCAACGGACAACUCACACCAAACAACAACACGCCCUUGCUAACGCAAGCUCUCUCUGUGAUGAACAACUACCAAGCAGCACAGGCCGGGUUUCAGCCAGCCUCUCCACACGGGGCAGGAGGCCACGGGGGGCCCCAGGGCCGAUCAUUUCCCGCGGCGAACUCUCCUGGGCCAAUAGACAUGUACAGUUCGAGCGCAGCAGCCGCAGUGGCAGCCGCAGCUGCGGAUUCAGCGGUCGCCAGCUAUGUCCAGGCUGCAAAUAGUCCGCAGCCCCCUACAACCGCGUUUCCCGCGAUCGCAGUAUCUCGCGCCCCGCUCAACUACAGUCCCGGUCCACUGAUACCGGCGGCGUUCACUAAUGGCUACCAUUGA